CUGUGAUACAUCCGGCUGUCUCCCCUGUCGCUCUUUUUCGGUUUCAGUGGAAGCAUGACAGGUUUUAGUGAAAAAGCCAUCCUAAUCGAUGGCAGAGGCCAUUUAUUGGGUCGUUUAGCGGCUAUCGUGUCCAAAGCACUCCUAGAAGGUAACAAAGUCACAGUAGUAAGAUGUGAACAAUUAAAUAUUUCCGGAAAUUUUUACAGAAAUAAGUUGAAGUUUAUGUCAUUCCUCCGAAAGAGGUGUAAUGUUAACCCAGCUAGGGGACCAUUCCACUUCAGAGCUCCCUCAAGAAUUUUCUGGAAGACUGUAAGAGGAAUGUUACCACACAAAUCAGAAAGGGGAAAGCAAGCUCUUCGUAGACUAAAGGCAUACGAAGGUAUCCCUCCCCCAUAUGAUCGCAGGAAGCGUGUUGUUGUGCCUGGUGCACUUAGAGUAAUUUGCCUUAAACCAGGCCGUAAAUUCUGUCAUGUAGGCCGUCUUUCACAUGAAGUUGGAUGGAAAUACCAAUCUGUUGUACGUACAUUGGAAAGCAAACGUAAAGUUAAGGCUGUAUUGGCUAUCCGCAAACGUGACAAACUUAAGAAGCUCACACAACAAGCUUCUGAGAAGGUUGCCAAGCAAACUAAACCAUUCACAAGUCUUAUCAAUUCUUAUGGUUAUAAUUAAAGUUUUUAUUAAUAAAUGACUUAUAAUUUAUU
Messenger RNA from Diabrotica balteata, 701 nucleotides. NCBI's taxonomy places the organism in Eukaryota, Metazoa, Arthropoda, Insecta, Coleoptera, Chrysomelidae. The record is from the annotation of a GenBank genome assembly.